UUCUGAAGCAGAAACAAAUUCAUUCUGUAUCGGGCUUGUUAUGUGAGACAUGCCUCCCUUAUUUCUGGUGAUUUUAGCUCCUCUAGUUUUGCAAGUUUUAGCAGCAGUUCCGGACAAUCCAGGAGAUGGAGAUAAGCCAAUCGUCACCUUCAUACCGGAUUACAGAAAAAUGUUCUACAAUGAGACCCUGACUAUAGCAUGUCUUGGGGGGAAAGGACAGCAAACGUAUACCUGGUACCGGAAGAACAAUAAACUGGAGUCAAACCAGCAGAACUUUACCAUGGAUUCCAUUCAGUUAUAUGAUCGUGCAAACUACCAGUGCCAAAUCGGCAACAGUGCUCUAAGUGACCCAGACCGGCAGCAUGUCGUUACUGAUCUUACCAUUUUGCGAGUGCCUCGCUAUGUGUUUGAAGGCGAUAUCCUACACCUCAAAUGUGACAGCCGUCUUGAUGUGAAUACCACCAAAGCCAUGGUGACCUUCUACAAGGACUUUAAAUACUUAAAGGGCAAAAGCACAGAGACUUCUUUAUUAAUUGGAAAAGUUGAUAAGAGCAUGUCUGGAAGGUAUAAAUGCUCAAAAGAAGCCUCCUUAAAUGAUGUUCAGAAGACUAGUGAUGAUGACGAAUACAUUGAAAUUACAGAGUUGUUUUCCCCACCAGAACUUAAGAUAUACCCAAACCCCAUCCAGGUGGGUUCCAACAUGACCCUGACUUGUGUGACUGUUCUUCACCCUCUAAGAGCAGCUACAGAAUUGCAAUUCGCCUUCUAUAGGAACGGAUGGCAUGUUAGAGGGUUCAGCUCAUCAAAUACUUUCACCAUCCGCUCUGUAAGACAAAAGGAUUCCGGAGAUUAUUUCUGUGAAGUGCAAACAUUGACCGGCAGUGUUAAGAAGAUGAGCAAAUUGGUCUCCAUCCAGGUACAAGUGGUUGAAAAGCCAAUGGUGGUUUUCUCCUUAAACUGGGACAAGAUUUUGAGAACGGAUUCGAUUACAAUACAGUGUGUCUCUUUUGGGACAAUUCGAUUCGGCCAAAAAUAUACCUGGUACAAAAAUAAUAAUAUCAUGCUCAAAGAUCGCCAGUCAUUCGGGAUUUAUACUGCAGCUGAUAGCGACAUCGGAAAUUACCAGUGCCAAACAGAUUCUGGAGAAAAGAGUGAUCCGGUACACCUCGAUGUUUUCUUUGUCUGGCUCAUCUUGCAAGUCCCAAACUUUAUCCACGAGGGGGACUCUGUCACACUGAAAUGUUACAUGUGGCGUACCGGUGUAGCCAAAAACACAACGUUUUACAAAGAUGACAAGAUGAUAAAAUUUGCGGACAAUCUUUCAGAUUUGGACCUUGGAGUUGUGUCCAAAGAUGCAAGUGGAAAAUACAAAUGCACACGAUUUAUAAACACCGGUUCAGCUUCAAAGAUUUAUACUGCUGAGGAAUUUAUUUCAGUAGCAGAUCUUUUUUCUCCCCCGGAAGUAUUAGUCAGCCCAUACUCAAUGAAUGAAGGUGCGGACAUGACUCUCACCUGCCACACCAUCCUCAGUCCCCGGAAACAGUCUACAGAAUUGGUUUUUACCUUCUACAAAGAUGGGCAGCAAGUGCAGAACCCCGGUGCAUCGGAGAAGUACGAGAUUCAGUCAGUGCAGCCAAAGGAUUCUGGGAUUUAUACCUGUAAAGUGUCUAAUAAACAAGGAACUGUGACUAAGACGAGCAAAGCGACUUCCGUCCAAAUACAAGGUAUGGCCGUGGUGGCUUUCACGCCAAAUUUCGGGAAAAUUAUUACUGGGGAAUCCAUGACUUUCAUGUGUAAUGUGGAUUCCAACAUGAAAGGAGAUCAGACUUUUUACUGGUACAAAGACAACGAGAAGAUUAAAGAAACCCAACAGAGAUUUACGAUUCAAUCUGCAAGCGUGAAUGACAGCGGAUAUUACCAAUGUCGGUCCAGCGUAACUCAUUUAAGUGACCCUGUCAGGUUGGACGUCUCCAACAGUGACCUCAUCCUACAAGCUCCUCCUAUUAUCAAUGAAGGUGAUGAUCUGAUCCUGGGAUGCCACCAUCGGUCUGGUUUGGACUUUAAACAGGUGGAAUUUUACAAGGGCGGAGUCUUUAUGAAAAUUUUGGACAGUGAUUCCAAUUUGCUGAUUGGAAAAGCCUACAAGAAUAUAACUGGGGCCUAUCGCUGCACAAAAACAAGGAAGUUGCCUUUUACUACUAACACCUACAGUGCGGAAGUGUUCAUUUCAAUCACAGAGCCGUUCCCUUACAUACAACUAAAGGCAAGUAAAGAUCCGAUAUUCGAGGGGGAGAGUGUAGUCCUCUCAUGCCAAACGGCUUUAAACUCAGAGCUGAGCCCCCUCCGUGGCAAGAAAGAGUUACAAUUGGCUUUCUACAGAGAUGGAGUGAAUGUGCAGCCAUUCAGCACGUCUGACACGUACAAAAUUUUAUCAGCUCAGCAGAAGGACUCAGGAAACUAUACUUGUGAAGUUAAGAGUUCAAUGAACAGCGUGACGAAGAUGAGCCAAGCACUUUCCAUUGAUGUGCAAGAAUUGUUUUCUCCUCCAAACCUUAUUGUGAGUUCAAACUCAAUUACAAAAGGGAGAUCUUUGGUCCUAUCAUGUGACACAACAGGAUACCCGAACAGGCAAAGCUCAAACUUGGAGUAUAAAUUCUAUAAAGAUGGAAAACCAAUGCAAACAGUUCGAUCCUCCACUAUAUACCGUAUUUACGAAGCCGACGAGGAUGAUUCUGGGGAGUAUUACUGUGAAGUUUCCGUUUCCCCCUUUUCCACCAACAAUAUAGUCAAGAGGAGCAAUAAAACAUAUAUUCUGGUUCAAGUGCCAGUACUUAAUGCAAAAAUGACAAUGGACCCCCAAGUAUCGGACAUGACAUCUGGACUUAGCGUGACUUUCAAAUGUUCCGUGCAGCGUGGCACUACUCCCUCGUAUGUAUGGCUCCACAAUGGCAAGGAAGUGGGUGGGAACUGCGUUCUAUAUGACAUAACUCAUGACGGAAAAGUGCUGUUCAUAAACUCAACACAUCUCCACCAUUCUGGAACCUAUCAAUGCCAGGCCAAAAACAGCAUCUCUGACUCCAAGAGUGAUAUCCUGAGGAUUAAUGUUACAGAACCUGUGAUCACUGCACCCCCCUCCGAGAGUGUGAAAUGUCCCAGAACAGAAUCCUCUAAUCCAUAUGUGGUUCCAGCGCUCAUCGUGGUGGCAUUGGUAGUUAUUCUUGCUUUAGCCAUAAUCUACCGAUAUCGGCGUAGGCUACCUAUACUAAGGUUCAAGUAUCAUCAAGAGCCGCUCAGUGUAUCGGGAAGGCUGGAUGAAGAUAGUCUCAUGAGUUUGGAAAAUGUUGACAACUUUGAAAGCAGAUUUUCCAAUUCCACCCAUUGAGACAUAAGGAGCCACAAAACACAGGACUCUCCGUGAAGGAACGUAGUCUGGAGAUACACAUGGGGGGGGGG
This is a messenger RNA of Rana temporaria (common frog), 3453 nucleotides long. Its product is annotated as Fc receptor-like protein 3. Gene Ontology annotation, biological process: cell surface receptor signaling pathway. Lineage: Eukaryota; Metazoa; Chordata; Amphibia; Anura; Ranidae. Gene Ontology annotation, molecular function: transmembrane signaling receptor activity. The transcript is spliced from 18 exons. The coding region runs from base 50 to 3382 and encodes 1110 amino acids. The record is from RefSeq and is a predicted model, not a curated record.